UGUACAGAAAUGUUACACUGAAGUUUCUACUUGCCCUUCUGCGAAGACUUUAACUGUAUUUUUAUAUUGCAGUUUAUUAGCCUAUAAAAGACAAUGUAACAACAAAAGUAAUAGCGAUUUGAUGCAAUAGUAGCAGUUCCCCCUCCUACUGACUGGACAUGAGUGAUCAAAGGUCUUUGCAAGAAGAUAAGCACAAAGCUGGCAGAACUUCCUCGAAGUUCAGGGAGGCUUCAAGAAGCAUGCAAUCUGAUGAUUAUUUUGCUAGAAAACUUAAAGCUUUGAAUGGUAGUAUGGGUCCUCCUGUUUCUUCAAAUGCAUCUAGCAAAACUGAAAAUAAUCAAACAAAUGGUACACCGGCUGUGCCUAAGAUGGGUGUUCGAGCAAGGGUAUCUGAAUGGCCUCCUAAAAAGGAUUGCUCUAAAGAGCUGAGUAAAGCUGCUUGGGAAAACAGACCUCCGACCGGUUAUGAAAGCAUUGGCUCAGUACUUCCAAAUGGACAAAACGACCAAAGUGAUGGACAGCAAGAAGAGCUAGAAUUGGAAUUUACAGAGGGAAAAUAUUCGAUUGGAGAUCUUUUUGUUCAUUCCCCUCAAAGGGGCCUUCACCCCAUAAGGCAAAGAAGCAACAGUGAUGUGACAAUAAGUGAUAUUGAUGCUGAAGAUGUGUUAGACCAGAAUGCUGUUAACCCAAAUACUGGCGCAGCUCUGCAUAGAGAAUAUGGCAGUACCUCUUCAAUUGACAGACAAGGCUUGUCUGGAGAAAAUUUUUUUGCUAUGCUAAGAGGAUACAGAGUGGAAAAUAUUGAACAUAAAACCCUCGCUCCUUUUGGAUUUUCUGAGUUUUUCCACUGUGACCCUACAGUUUCUCCAAGUCUACAUGCUGCUGCACAGAUCUCUAGGGGAGAAUUUGUCAGGAUUUCUGGCUUGGAUUAUAUGGAUAGUGCCCUGCUUAUUGGUCGAGAUAGGGAGAAAUCUUUCAAGAGGAGACUAAAAUCAGAAGCAGUAGAAACAUCUCUAUUUAGAAAAUUGCGAACAGUUAAAAGUGAGCAUGAAACUUUUAAGUUUUCGUCUGAGCUGGAUGAUAGACUCGACAGAAAUGUCCGUUCUUGGAACUGUCAGAAAUGUUUUGCACAUUAUGAUGUUCAGAGCGUUUUGUUUAACAUAAAUGAAGCAAUGGCUACCAGAGUAAAUGUAGGAAAAAGAAAAAAUAUAACCACUGGGGCUUCAGCUGCAUCUCAAACUCAGAUGCCAGCAGGCCAAACAGGAAACUGUGAGUCUCCUUUGGGAAGCAAAGAGGACCUCAAUUCAAAAGAGAAUUUAGAUGCUGAUGAGGGUGAUGGGAAAAGCAAUGAUUUAGUAUUGAGUUGCCCUUACUUCAGGAACGAAACUGGUGGGGAAGGAGAUAGACGGAUUGCACUUUCUAGGGCAAAUUCAGCAUCUUUUUCUUCGGGUGAAAGUUGUUCUUUUGAGUCCUCUCUGAGUUCCCAUUGCACAAAUGCUGGUGUUUCAGUACUGGAAGUACCGAGAGAAAACCAGUCCAUUCACAGAGAGAAAGUGAAGCGUUACAUCAUAGAACACAUUGAUCUUGGAGCAUAUUAUUACCGCAAGUUCUUCUAUGGAAAAGAGCAUCAGAACUACUUUGGGAUAGAUGAAAAUCUUGGACCCGUAGCAGUCAGCAUCCGGAGGGAGAAGGUUGAAGAUGCCAAGGAGAAAGAAGGAUCUCAGUUCAACUAUCGUAUAGUUUUCAGGACAAGUGAGCUUACUACACUUAGAGGAGCAAUUUUGGAAGAUGCUAUACCAUCCACUGCUCGGCAUGGCACGGCAAGAGGUCUACCUCUCAAAGAGGUACUGGAGUACGUUAUACCAGAGCUGAGUAUUCAGUGCCUGAGACAGGCUUCCAACUCACCCAAAGUACCUGAACAGCUGCUUAAACUCGAUGAACAAGGGCUGAGUUUUCAACAUAAGAUUGGUAUCCUUUACUGCAAAGCAGGCCAAAGCACAGAAGAAGAAAUGUAUAACAAUGAGAUGGCAGGACCAGCGUUUGAAGAGUUCCUUGAUCUGCUGGGCCAGAGAGUACGGCUAAAAGGAUUUAGUAAAUAUAGGGCUCAGCUAGAUAAUAAAACUGAUUCAACAGGAACUCAUUCCCUCUAUACUACCUAUAAAGAUUAUGAGUUAAUGUUUCAUGUGUCAACAAUGCUUCCAUACAUGCCCAGUAACAGGCAACAGCUGCUAAGGAAAAGGCAUAUAGGAAAUGACAUAGUUACCAUUGUCUUCCAAGAGCCAGGAGCACUUCCUUUUACUCCAAAAAAUAUUCGUUCCCACUUUCAACAUGUAUUUGUCAUAGUCAAAGUGCAUAAUCCUUGCACUGAAAAUGUAUGCUAUAGUGUUGGCGUUUCACGAUCAAAAGAUGUACCUCCAUUCGGUCCACCCAUUCCCAAAGGAGUAACGUUCCCCAAAUCAGCAGUCUUUAGGGACUUCCUUUUAGCCAAAGUUAUCAAUGCUGAAAACGCAGCACAUAAGUCAGAAAAAUUUCGAGCCAUGGCCACAAGGACACGUCAAGAAUACUUGAAAGAUCUGGCAGAAAAUUUUGUUACCACAGCUACAGUGGAUACUUCUGCAAAGUUCAGCUUUAUUACUUUAGGGGCAAAAAAAAAGGAAAAAGUGAAACCAAGGAAAGAUGCACAUCUAUUCAGUAUUGGAGCAAUUAUGUGGAAUGUCGUUGCACGAGAUUUUGGCCAGUCUGCUGACAUCGAAUGUCUCCUUGGAAUCUCCAAUGAGUUUAUCAUGUUGAUUGAGAAGGAAUCAAAAAAUGUUGUGUUUAACUGCUCCUGCAGAGAUGUUAUUGGAUGGACAUCUGGAUUAAUGAGCAUCAAAAUAUUUUAUGAAAGAGGAGAAUGUAUUCUUCUGUCUGCAGCAGAUAAUUGUACUGAAGACCUCAGAGAAAUUGUUCAAAGACUUGAAAUAGUGACCAGAGGAUGUGAGACCACAGAAAUGACUCUUCGGAGGAAUGGGUUGGGCCAGCUUGGAUUCCACGUGAACUUUGAAGGGAUUGUGGCAGACGUGGAGCCCUUUGGUUUUGCAUGGAAGGCAGGUCUACGGCAAGGCAGCCGCCUGGUUGAGAUCUGUAAAGUGGCUGUGGCGACUUUAACUCAUGAACAAAUGAUUGACCUUUUACGUACAUCAGUGACAGUAAAAGUGGUGAUUAUUCAACCACACGAGGAUGGAGCUCCUAGAAGGGGUUGUUCAGAACUUUGUCGUAUACCCAUGGUGGAAUACAAACUUGACAGUGAAGGCACCCCAUGUGAGUAUAAAACCCCUUUCAGAAGGAAUACCACUUGGCAUCGGGUGCCGACUCCCGCUGGGCAGCCUCUCUCUCGUGCCUCUCCAAUCCUAGGAACAUCUGACAGACUGCAGUGCCAGCAGCUGCUCCAGCAGGCUCAGACAGCCAUUCCUCGCAGCACUUCCUUCGACAGAAAACUGCCAGAUGGUGCAAGAAGUUCUCCGAGCAACCAGUCUUCCUCCAGUGACCCAGGACCCAGCGGGAGCAGCCAAUGGAGACAGCAAGUGGGAUAUGACGGGUGUCAGUCCCCUUUGCUCCAUGAACACCAUCAAGGUUCAGGCUCACUGGAGUGUGAAGGAGGCAGAGAGCGAGAGGAAACUUUGGAAGGAACUAGACAUUCUGAAACCAAGUGGCAUGCACCAUCGACCAAAGUCCUGAGCUCCUACAAAGACCGGGCUUUACAGAAAGAAGGCAGUGGCAAGGAGUCACCAAACAAGCUUUCACAUAUUGGAGACAAAAGCUGUUCAAGCCACUCAAGCAGCAACACCUUAUCCAGUAAUACAUCCAGCAACAGUGAUGAAAAACACUUUGGUUCUGGAGAUCUGAUGGAUCCUGAGCUGCUUGGAUUAACAUAUAUAAAGGGAGCUUCUACUGACAGUGGAAUUGAUACAGCUCCCUGCAUGCCUGCUCCUCUUCUGGCCCCUUUGCACCUUGCUGGCAGCAGGUCUGGAGUACAUUGUCGUGCUGAGCAGUGGACCGAGUCUUCUGAAACUCCUGGGCCAGAUGAUGAUCCAGCAAAAAUCUAUGCUGUUCAUAGCUACGCCUCUGCCGUUUCUACCAGUCAUACAGCUGAAGGUAGCAUGGGAGACCUAAGUGAAAUCUCCUCUCAUUCCAGUGGGUCACAUCAUUCAGGAAGCCCAUCAACACAUUGCUCUAAAAAGAGUGGCUCCCUAGAUACCUCCAAAGUCUACAUAGUGUCACAGAACAGUAGUCAACAGAUUUCUGGAUCAGUUUCAAAACCAUACCACAGACAAGGAGCAGUUAGUAAAUAUGUUAUUGGAUGGAAAAAGUCAGAAGGAAGUCCUACGCCUGAAGAAUCUGAAGUUUCUGAAUGCCAUGAAGUGUAUGAUGAUAUUGAUGCUGUGUCUGCAUCGAGUCCACUCCAGACUUCUGUGAGGAGUGCCAUUGUUGAAAGCCAGCAAGUCUUGUCCAAAGAAGAUUUUCUGAAGAUGAUGUUGCCAGACAGCCUCUCUAUGGAGGAGGGGAGAAGAAAGUUUUCAUUUUAUGGAAACCUUUCUCCACGGAGGACACUUUACCGUACCCUAUCUGAUGAGAGUAUAUGUAGCAAUCGAAGAGGAUCUUCAUAUGCCAGCUCUCGAAGUUCCAUGCUAGACCAGGCCCUGCCAAACGAUAUCUUAUUCAGCACUACUCCACCAUAUCACAGCACGUUGCCUCCCAGAAUGAGCCUCACUCCUGGAAUGGGAAAUCUGAGAAAUGAAUUCUGGUUCUCAGAUGGGUCCUUAUCUGAUAAAGCCAAAUUCAAUGAUCCUGGCCUGAUGCCCCUGCCAGACACUGCCACAGGGCUAGACUGGUCCCACCUGGUAGAUGCUGCACGAGCGUUUGAAGGUUUUGACUCAGAUGAAGAAUUUGGGCCGUUCUGUCAUCACACGCCGUUUCUAGAUCAGAGGGUAGCAUCUUUUUGCACCUUGAAUGAUAUGCAGCAAGCUCAGGGCUUGGAAGGAGCACAAGAGUUACCUUUGGAUGAGAGUCCCACAGAUGGCAAAGAUUUCCUUGAGGCUGCUGGGGAACAUGCUCCAAGUACUCUGACUGGGAAAGUAAACCAGCUAGAAGUCAUCCUCCGGCAACUACAAACUGACCUGAGAAAGGAAAAACAGGACAAGGCAGUUCUCCAAGCAGAGGUACAGCAUCUGAGACAAGAUAACAUGAGACUUCAGGAGGAGUCUCAAACAGCAGCUGCUCAACUGAGGAAAUUUACAGAAUGGUUUUUCAAUACGAUAGACAAAAAAUCCUAAUGACUGGGCCCCUGGAAAAUACUCCUUUGAACAAUGUAACAGCUGUAUUUUUUUGAAGUUGCGGGGUAAUAAUUUCACUGUGUUCACGAUCCAUGUUAGGUGUUUCUGCUACAUUCUCUGUCUGGCUUUAUUCAUU
Apaloderma vittatum (bar-tailed trogon) is the source of this 5448-nucleotide messenger RNA. It is a transcript of the gene SIPA1L2, whose product is annotated as signal-induced proliferation-associated 1 like 2. NCBI's taxonomy places the organism in Eukaryota, Metazoa, Chordata, Aves, Trogoniformes, Trogonidae. Gene Ontology annotation, cellular component: cytoplasm. Bases 159 to 5312 code for a protein of 1717 amino acids. Gene Ontology annotation, molecular function: GTPase activator activity; protein binding. Gene Ontology annotation, biological process: activation of GTPase activity; regulation of small GTPase mediated signal transduction. The record is from RefSeq and is a predicted model, not a curated record. The transcript is spliced from 21 exons.